AUGGUAAAAAUAAAAUUUUUCUAUUAUGAAAAUGUAGAAGAAGAUGAAGGUGGUGAAAUAGCUAGCGAUUUUAAUGUAUAUUGCACAAAUGAUUUAUUUAAACUUUUAGAUGUAAAAAAAAAUGAUAAUGCUAUAAUAUGUCAUACCAAUGAAAAUAAAAAAGGAGAAAAUGAAAAUUUUUAUGUAUAUUGUUGUUUUAAAGGAAUUGAUGAAAUAAAUACAAAAAGCAAUGUUGAUCGUAAUUGUAUAUAUACUAACAAAUAUGUCUUAAAAAGUUUAAAUCUUGAUAUAGAAGAUGAAUACAAAAAAAAGGAAAAAAAUAUAUUUCUUCUUAAUAUAAAAAUAAUAAAAUCUGAUUCAUUUGUUCCAAUAAAAGAACUUAAAUUAUGCAUAAAUGAAAUAUAUAAUAAAGUUUAUGAUCAUCUAAAAGAUUAUUGUUAUAGUAUAGAUAAUAAUUGGAACAGUAAUAGUAUGCUUGAAAAUUUUUGGAAAAAUAUAAAAAAUAAAAAUUUUGAAAAAUAUAUAAAUUUAUCUCUAUUAAAUACUUGUUUGUUUCCAAAUAAUUUCAUUAAAAUAUCAAUUUUGGGAACUUGCACAUUUUUAUCUGUUUUAUCUCUCACUAUUAAAAAAAAUAACAAAAACAUAAAUUUUGAUACCUUGCUUAAACAAAAUGUUUUUCAAAUACCAUACAUAGAUCAAAGGACAAAAAUUAUAAUACAAAAAAAUGAUAUUGAGCAAAUGAAUUUUAAUGAAAACGUUGAUAAAAAUACAAAUGUUGAUCCAAAUAUAUUAACCAAUACUGAUUUCUUUCCAAAAAAAAAAGGACUUAAUAAAAUAGGAGGUUAUAAAAAAAUAAAAGAAGAUAUAUAUUAUUAUAUACUAUUACCAUUAUUAUAUAAAAAUAUAUAUGAUCAAUUUAACAUAGAUGUAAACAAAGGAGUCCUAUUUCAUGGACCACCAGGAUGUGGAAAAACUUUUUUAGCAUUAGCCAUAAAAGAAGAAUUGAUAAUUUUGCAAAAAAAAAUUAAUAGUAUAAAAAAGAAGAGUAAUUUAAGUGCUCAACAAAUGGAAAUUCAAAUUAAUGAUCAAAAAGAAUCAAAAAGUAAAAAAAAUAAUUCUAUUGAUGUUACUAGUAUCUCUACCGAAAUUGCUAAGAAUGAUGAUAUAGAGUUUCUUAUUCCAGAUAUGGAAAUAUUUAAAAGCAACGACUUAAUUGAUAAUAAUAAUAGUGGAAUGAAAAUAAAUGAACUUUUUUUGCGGUGCUAUAAAAGAUAUAAAGAACAAAAAAAAUGCUCUAUAAUAUUUAUUGAUGAAAUUGAAAUAUUAUGUGAAAAAAGAGAAAAUUCAAACAUAAAUUUAUAUACAACUACUCUUCUAAAUAAUAUGGAUGGAGUUCGAAAAAACACACAUACAAUUUUAAUAGGCGCAACGAAUUAUAUUAACAAACUUGACUUAGCAUUAAGAAGAAGUGGACGGUUUGAUGUCGAAAUUGAAAUUAGUCUUCCAAAUUUAAAAGAUAGAAUAUCUAUAUUAAAAAAAAAAUUAUACAAUAUUAAUCACAAUAUUAAUAAUAAACAAAUUAAAAAGUUGGCAGAUAUUUGCCAAUCCUUUACUUGCUCAGAUAUUAACUCUUUGAUAAAUGUUUCUAUGUAUAUUAAUUUGAGGGAAAAUGGGGUUCUUUCAAAAAAUAUUCUGAACCGAUCAAUUAAAAAAAAACUAGCCAUAAAAAAAACAAAAAAUAUAUCCGAAGAAGAAAAUCAAACUACCUCGAAUAAAAUUCUUAAUAUAGAUAACAAUGAAAUAAAUCUUAUAAAAAAUUCUGAAAAAAAAAAUAAUUUUAACCAAAAUGAAUGUGUCUUAAAAUAUGACCAUAUUACAAAAGGAUUAAAAUAUGUCAAACCAUCAGGUAUGAAAGAAUUAUAUAUAGAUAUACCAAAAACUAGAAUAAAAGAUAUAGGAGGUUAUAAAAUCGUUAAACAAUGUAUAAAAGAAUGCUUAAUUUAUCCUAAAAUAUAUAAAAAAUUAUAUGAGAAAUAUAAUAUACAAACCCCUAAAGGAAUAUUAUUAUAUGGACCACCAGGAUGCUCGAAAACAUUAUUUGCUAAAGCAAUAGCUAGCGAAAUAAAUAUGAAUUUUAUAAGUGUUAAAGGACCAGAAAUAUUUUCUAAAUAUGUUGGUGAAUCAGAAAAAACUAUAAGAGAUAUAUUUAAAAAAGCUCGAGAAAAUAGUCCCUGUGUUAUUUUUUUUGAUGAAAUUGAUUCUAUAGCUUCUAAUAGAAAUCUAAAUCAAAAUUUUGUUUCAAACAGAGUAUUAUGCCAACUUCUCAAUGAAAUUGAUGGAAUUACUAUCAGAGCAGAUGUAAUCAUUUUAGGGGCAACAAACAGACCAGAUCUUAUCGACCCAGCUGCCUUAAGACCGGGCAGAUUUGAUAGAAUCAUUUAUGUUCCACUUCCAAAUUAUAAAUCAAGAUUUUCGAUAUUAAAGAAAACUCUUAAAUUAUAUAAAAUUAGUGAUGUAGAUAAUAAUGGCGAGUCUUUGAAAAUGGACAACUCUAUUGAACAGACUCAGGUAGAAGAAAGUGAAAAUCUACAGAGUCAAAAUGAAAAACAUUAUUUUGAAGGAAAUAUUGAUUCAUUUAAUACUAAAAAUAUGAAUCCAAUAAAAAGUGAAAUAAGCAAAGUGAUAGAAAAUAACAAAUUUACUAAUAAAAUAAAUAGUAUAGAAAAAGAAAAUGAAAAAUAUAAUUCAAAUGAUAAUAAUCAGAAGAAACCUAAACGUUUCACCACUAAAAAAAGAGAAAAAAUUAAUGACAAUUCACAACUCUUAGAAUUAUGCUAUUUUUUAGCUAAAAAAACGAAGAAGUAUAGUGGAGCUGAAAUUGUGAACAUUUGCAGGGAAGCUUCCAUAUGUGCACUUCGAGAAACAUUAAAAAUAUACAAUACAGAAAAAAAAGGAAAUAAAAUUGAUCAAAAUGUUUUAUCAACCAAUUCUUUUGUUGGAUUAAGUAAAAAGCAUUUUAUUGAUGUGUUAAAAACAAUAAAACCUCAAACUAGUAGUAAACUUAUAAAAUUCUAUAAAAAUUACAAUGAACAAAAAAAAAGUUAA
Messenger RNA from Plasmodium yoelii, 3105 nucleotides. RefSeq names its product ATPase. The record is from RefSeq and is a predicted model, not a curated record. The transcript has a single exon. NCBI's taxonomy places the organism in Eukaryota, Apicomplexa, Aconoidasida, Haemosporida, Plasmodiidae. The coding region runs from base 1 to 3105 and encodes 1034 amino acids. Gene Ontology annotation, molecular function: ATP hydrolysis activity; ATP binding.